Messenger RNA from Xenopus tropicalis (tropical clawed frog), 4317 nucleotides. RefSeq names its product whirlin (gene whrn). The record is from RefSeq and is a predicted model, not a curated record. The transcript is spliced from 14 exons. The coding region runs from base 645 to 3632 and encodes 995 amino acids. Lineage: Eukaryota; Metazoa; Chordata; Amphibia; Anura; Pipidae.
AGCAGCCUGUCAGUGUAUAGGUUAUGAAGCACAGUGUGUGCCUGAGGAAGAUGUCAGUGUAGGGGUUAAGAGCAGUUUGCGCCACAGGGAGAUGCACUUAGCAGCCUGUCAGCGCAGGGUUAAGGCCAGUGUAUGCAGGAGGGGAUGCCCCUAGCAGCCUGUCAGCGCAGUGCAGAGAGGAGCCGUGCAUAUGAGAGCGCAGCGCCCACAUCAGCAUCUCAGUUCCGCCGUGCAAGGCAGGAGAGAGCGACGCACCGGUCAGGCUGUAAUCUUAGGCUUAAGCGCCGAGUAUAUUUGUGUUGUCUCCCUGGUCUCUAGGCAACACUGACAUUUCAGGAGAACGUCAGAUCCGGGAGAGACUGAGAUGCAGUGAGAGACACCUGUGACUGCUGGCACCAGGCAGGGUAAGGAGAGCCGGGGAACCUGCAUGAGGCCGGGGGAGGUAUUGGAGUCAGAGAAGUUUCAUCCCUGGGAGAGUGGGAGCUGAACUCAGAGGCAUGAUAGUAUGUUCUGCAGUAGGGGGGCCACUUGUAAAGAGCAUUGAAUGAAGGCUUGUGUCAUGUGUAGCUCUCCCAUGAGAAGAAGAUCUCUAUCCCCAGAGGGUGCCCCCAAGAUACCCUAGCACCUUCUUCAGCCUUUGGGCAAUGAAUUCAGAGUCGGGACCUGUUCACCGCUCCCCAGGGGGCUCCAUAAACCAGUCUUUUAGGGGUUCCAUCAAUUCCUCAUCUUGUGGUUCCAUCAGCUCAGAUGUUGGACGUGUUUUGUCCAUGAAUGUCCGCCGGCUGCAUGGAGCUCUAAACCGCCUCUUAACCGACCAGGAGAGGGAACAACUUCUGCACUGCCUGCGCCUCUACCACUCCCGCAGGAACGUGUGUGACCUGGUAAGGACCUUGCGCCUUAUAUUGCGCCCCCAAGACCAGAGGCAACUUUUUCCGCUGCUGCGCCUGGUCAUCCCACGUUCUGACCAGCUUUUGUUUGACCAAUAUACCUCUGAGGGGCUCUACCUAAAGGAUCUGUCUCUGGGGUCUUCUGGUUACAAUAAUGUCCUUUCUGACAAAGUUCUUGGAUUCAGCCCUCAACUCCCAGGUCCGGCUCCUCUGUUCAGUACCUCAGUGCCAGGAACAGCUCCAGCAUUCAACACCUCAGUACCAGGGGCAGCUCCUGCCUUCAGCACUCCUCUACCUGGAACUGCACCUGCUUUUAGCCCUCCUGUAACUGGAAUAUCACCUGCCUUUAGUUCCCCUGUUCUUGGGACACCUCUAAUGCACAGACCACCUUAUCCAGGGGCUCCCCCAGGAUUUAGCAACUCACCACCCAGAGCAAACCCUACAGAGGUCCGCCAGGUGACACUAAAGAGAAACCGAAACCAGGAGGGGCUGGGUUUCAGUAUCCGUGGAGGUGUGGAGCAUGGGACUGGCAUCUAUGUGUCUCUGGUAGAACCUGGUUCUCUGGCAGAACAAGAAGGAUUGAGAGUUGGGGAUCAGAUCCUUAAAGCAAAUGGGCGGCCACUGGAUAGAGUGACCCAUGCGGAGGCAGUGAAGGCUUUGAGGGGCUCACAGAAGCUGGUUCUUUCUGUGCUAUCAUCAGGCCGGAUCCCUGGGGGGCAUAUAUCCAGUCACAUUUAUACCUGGGUGGAUGCACAUGGUCGGAGUGUUUCCCCGCCCAGAGGACCCCCACAUCUCCAAAGCCCCUUGCUGGCUGGUACUGAGCAGGAGAAACGAAGUCACCUACAGCUGCUCCAGGAAGGUGAUGAGAAAAAGGUGAACCUGGUGCUUGGAGAAGGGAGCUCCCUUGGGUUGCUUAUCCGAGGUGGGGCCGAAUAUUCCCUGGGGAUUUAUAUCACUGGUGUGGAUAAAGGAUCAGAGGCUGAGAGUGCUGGACUUAAGGUGGGAGACCAGAUUCUGGAUAUCAAUGGCAGCAGUUUCCUUUCCAUCCCACAUGAUGAGGCUGUCCGAAUUCUUGGCUCCUCACGCCACCUUAUGAUGACUGUUAGAGACGUGGGUCGUAUCCCACACGCUCGUACCAUUGUGGAUGAAACCCAGUGGCUAACCAGCUCCUACACAGGGAAUGGAGAACCCCAACCUUCCCUGGGAACCCUCUCUGAUACUUCAUCUGACAGCUUGGUUAAGCCUGUAUUCUGCCGUGGUCCAACAGGGUCACAGGUCACUCUGAGCAGCCUGGGAAACCAGACUCUUGUUCUCUUGGAGGAGAAAGCUCGCCUGCUCUUGACGGAGCCUGAGAGAAGCACCAUGUCCUACUACCUCCAGCAGUACAAGGAUCAUCACAUCUCAGUGCAGGCCCUGAUAAUGGCCAUGUUUGAGCUGCUGAACACUCAGGCAAAGGUAACAGCAACGUUUUCUCUCCUGUCUGAGCUGCGGUCCCAAAUCUUGCCACAGGACCUGGCUGUAUUUGAUAAUCUGGUCCUAAAGAGAGAGAUUGAGUCGAUGAAAUCCCGGCAGCGAUCUGGAGAUACUGUUUCUGUCCUGUCCCAGACACUAAGCACAUCGUCCUCUGAGAGUCACCAAACUGUCAGUACGGCAAGCACUGCAAGAGAACGCCUUCUUUGGUUGCUGGAUGUCAUGGAGAAUGGAACAGACCCUGAGGGGAGUUCUGACUCCAGGAGCCUCACUCAAACCACACUGCCUGACAUCUCUCUGGAUGAUGUUAACUCCCUUCUUGAAGAACCCCCCAAUUUUCAACCGGCUCCCCCUCAAUCUGCAGUACAAAAUGCUCCUCAACUCAGACGGCAGGGUAGGGAGCGUGCACAACGCCCCUCUUCAGGAUCAUCCCAAUCUGGCCUUUUCUUUACAGUACCCUCCACUAACCCUAGCCCUCCUCUUCCCCCUCUAACCAGUCCUCCUGCUUCCCCAUCAAGUGAAAACUCAAGCCAAGCCAUCUAUACAAACCAUUCCUCCAAAAUUACAUCCCCCUCUCUCCCCCCUGCUCAGCUGGCUCUGGUUACACAGCAUCCCCUUACUCCUUUUCCAAGAGUCCAGUCCCCCACUAGGUUAAAGGUCUUGGGGGAAAUACCCAGUCAUCCACCUUCAACCACAAAUGGAGAAGCUUCGGACAACAAUAGUCAACAUUUUGUGAUGGUUGAAGUUCAUCGCCCCAACAGUGAACCAGAUGUGAAUGAAAUCCGAGCUGUUCCCCAGACAAGAGUCCUGCCCCUCUCCCCUCCAGCCUCCCUCUCUCAACUUUCGGACAGCGGGCAGACCCUGAGUGAGGACAGUGGAGUUGAUGCAGGGGAUGUUGGCGGCGGUGGCAGCAAAGACAGCAGUCCACAGCCUCAAAAAACAAAAGGCUGUGAGGGGUUGCAAAAACCGCCAGGUCUGCUGGAGCCUACAGCUACACUAGUGCGAGUGAAGAAGACUGCACCAAGUCUGGGCAUAGCUAUUGAAGGAGGAGCUAAAACACGACAGCCACUUCCACGUAUAGUAACUAUACAGCGAGGAGGGUCAGCGCACAACUGCAGCAAGCUGAAGGUUGGCCAGGUGAUCCUAGAAGUAAAUGGGAUCUCUAUGCAGGGUAAGGAGCACCGGGAAGCAGCCAGGAUCAUCGCAGAAGCCUUUAAGACCAAAGAAAAGGACUACAUGGACUUCUUGGUCACAGAGUUUAAUGUGUCGCUAUAGUAGUUUGUUGUGGCUCCAAGACUGAAUGUGACCUAGCAAAAGAGAUCGGUGCCACGUGCUUCUGUGUAUAACGUGUAGGUGCCAUCUGUGUGCUCAAGCUACAUAUGUGGUCCUGUAGUCCAACAUGUGGCUUUAGUAGAAUCCCAUCCGCAGAAGCGGUGAUACCAAGAGCAGGGGCUUAUAGAGAGAAGAGAGACAAGCAAUGACAUUAUAGAGAGAACGGCAGAUUAACAAAAUCAAAGUGUUAUAAGCAGGUAUACAAAGCAAAGACAAAAACUAGAAAAUCCUGCAAUAUAAGAAGCCAAGCUAAUUGGGCAAAGCAGGACAGAGAGGGGUUGCUGCCCAGAGACAGAGAAGGAGAAUGUUUUAGAAAGGAUUGACAGUAUAAAUACACUAUUCAACUGGUAGGCAGGUAGUAACUGACAGUUACUCUCUGUAUGUAGGCUACACAGUAUUAAAGCCCCAUUACCACCUUACUGUUUUGUGCCUGCUCUUCUCUGAAGCGUAUAUUGCCUCGCUGGGGAGAAAAAGAACCCCCCCACGCCUCACUUCCUCCACAUACUGCUCGAGUGUGUGACUGAUGUGCUGCCCACGCUGUGAUCAUCAGUAUAAAAUCCAUGUAAUUACAGAGACUGUCACUUUACUUUUUCAAUAAAUCUCAUGUGAGAGAUAUUAUUUGUGAAAA